Molecule: messenger RNA, 2859 nt
Organism: Vollenhovia emeryi
Lineage: Eukaryota; Metazoa; Arthropoda; Insecta; Hymenoptera; Formicidae
Exons: 1
Coding region: 275-1711 (478 amino acids)
Source: RefSeq, a predicted model, not a curated record
GGUGCGAAAAUUGACCGCACGUACCGUCCGCGGCUACAGCCGAAGGCAAAACGCGAGUGUCGGUAUUCGAGCCUGUCUAACCACCGCGAUAAGCGUUCGCACGUCUGACGUGGCCGCGUCAUCCAGAGAAAUGGAAGAAGAACCAGCGAACGUUGCGGUAACGCGCUGGCAAGACGCCGGGUCCCCGAUCGUUUCCGACUUGUCAAACGUCGAGAAGACACGUCCGCGGACGCGGUCGGUCAGUGCGAGGAGGUGAAGCGUCGGAUGUGCCAGCAUGCACGUACGAUUGUGCGCCGUGACUUUCCUGCUGCGCUUGGUGGUCUCGAUCGCGGCCUCUCCGACCGCGGAGGUCGUGCACCAACCGGGCGCGCUGAGCAAGUGCUGCGUCGCCGGUUACGCGUUCAACGAGGAACUCGAGUGCGUCGAUGCGGAGCCGGGCAGGCUCAACUACACGCACGAUGCCUGGCGAACGCUCUCGACUCGACGUCCCCAGCGGAUCGUCACGAUGAUCGCGUCCGUGCGGGGCUUGAGCUGCCGCGACGACGCGGAUGAGAAAAGCGACCCCCCGCGUAUCCGUUCCGUUUUCCGCUCGCCGGGGGACUACUGCAUCGAAAACAUGAUCAACGGCACGACGGUGCUGAUCAAGUGCGCGACGGUCGACUCCGCGGUGACCCUGGACAGAGAGAACUCGACGGAAACGACGGUGGUGACGAAAACUACGACGAUCAUCACCGUGACGACCAUCACCACCGUCACCACCGUCAGCGUGACGAACGUAUCGUCGACGGAGAACGAGACCGAAGUCGUUCGCCACUGCAACAGUCUGGGAUCGGUGUUCUUCUGGGGCGCGUAUACCUACAUGGGCACCAACUUGGCCCACGUUGUCAUGUCCACGAUCGUGGUCGUGGUGUACCUGUCCGUCCCGGAGCUCGGCAGGAGCAUCUACAAUCGCGCGGUGCUCCGUCACAACGGCUGCCUGCUGCUGCAGGGCUGCCUGCUGACGCUCCUCGCCUUCUGCAACCUGUGCGGCGUCCCGAUAAGCGACGAGCUCGAGACGCUCCUGUGGAUACUGAUGCAGUACUUCACGAACGCCACGGUGUUCUGGCUCAACGUGAUCUGCUUCGACAUGGCCCUGUCCAUCACGCGAUUCCGCUGGAUGCUGGGCUCCGGCCAGCAGACCAGUCGGGAGGAGAACAGGCGGCUGCUGCUGUACGGCGCGUUCGCGUGGGGCAGCGCCUUCCUACCCGCCGUCGUCGCCGUCAUCUUGGAAUUUUGCCCCGGCAUCCCGGAGGACUUCCCGCUCAAGCCGAAUUACCGCCGUUACCACGGCGGGCCAAACUACUUGGUGAACGUAUACUUCUUCGGCAUACCGCUGCUGACGCUCUUCUUGAACAAUGUGCUGUUCGUCUUCACCACGUACAAGAUCAUACGGAUACGGCGGAGUACGGAGAUAGCGACGAGGAAUCACACCAACGCGCUCAGGAAGAAGUACUUCCUCUUCUUGCAGCUGUACCUGCUGAUGGGCGCGCCGUGGUUUUUCGGCCUGCUCUUCGCUUGCAUGAACAAGCUCGUGGUGAUGAAGAUAUGCCGGCUGAUAUGGCCGAUUCUGUGGCUCCUGAUGCUCGCUUCCCACAAGAAACUACGGCGGAAGCUCGCCGACAAAUUGCGGUGCGUCAAGAAGAAGCCCGAGAUCACCGCGAUCAGCUCGUAGACGGGUCCAGUGACUCCGCGCCGAUCUAGAAUCGCCGGCUCGGCCGACGAAAAAUUAACGCGCGGGCGCGCAUGACGGAUCGAAUUCUUAUCGGUGGCGGCCGCAGCGUGAACAAUCGCCGGAUAUGCGCCUUCUAUUAUCAUACGAUAUGUUGCGUAAUUUCGCGGCGACAACAGUUUCUCCCCCCCCUCGUCGUUGCAUCGCGCGCGCUCACGAGCGUCUACAUUAUUUUCUUGCGCAAUCCAGAGAUGAACCCCCGUCUCCGAGCAAGAGGAGCAAAAAAAAUUCAACGGCGUCGCCGACGCCGACGCCGCAAUAUCCGAUGCCGCGAACUGAGCGAUGAGUCGCAGAAAAAGCCGGGUUUGCGGCGUCGCGUCGCCCGCGCGGCGGGAUAAUAAAGGAGUCGGAGCGCGACGUCGUUUCCUGCCGGGGCAUUUUAAUUACCGUAUUCGCGACGCGCCAUCACUCUCGCCCCCUCGCAUUGUUUUUUUUCCUUCCGUUUUACAACGUGUAGAAUAUUAACCUGUUAGUGUACAAUGCGCGAGCGAUAUACGUCAGGCGCGGGCGCUCUUCACGGGCGAUCUUCGGCACCUCGGGAAGACGCGGUAAGAACCGCGAUUCUCUCCUCUCGCGCGAGAGCCUCCUUGUGUGCUAACAGGUUGAAAUAUAACUCUAAAGCCCGGUCUACAAUGAGGCAGAAGUCAGCAGUCAAAAAUCAUAAGCCGUAAGUUGGAAAUCAUAAAGAAAAAUGUUGACGAUGAAUCACAAGUCACUAUACUCUAGCCAAUCGGAGACGAGGAAAUUGAUAGGCGAUCAUUCGCCUCGACUAGCUCGAUGAGUUCCAAAUCAUCGAUAUUCUCGUUGGAUGCAGCGAUUUCCAUCCCAAGGAAAAUGAAAAGUCAAGACGAUGUCAAUUUGAUGUCAUAUUGACCAAAUUUAUGCCAUAUUUUGGUCAAUAUGAUCAUCAAAUUGACGUCAUCUUGACUUUUCAGUUUUCCUUGGGAUCGUUAAACAAGUUUGGUUAAACACCGUUUUGUUGAACAACACUUAAAAAAUACCUAGGGUCAAGGUUCCCAGCUAACACCAAAGUAACAAUUACAUAACAUCAAUGCAAAUGUAAUAUAACAGGCAUGUGUUAUAUUACAUUU